ACUGCGCAUCCUCCCACGCGGUUCCAGCCAGGCCUGUGCCGUGCCGGUGACUCGCAGCCCCCGGCUCCCGGCGCGGUCGCCUUCCCGGCUCGCGGCCUCUCCGGCCGUGGCACCGCCAUGACGCUCAACAAUUUUCUCUUCGCGCAGUGCGUCUGCUACUUUUUGGCCUUCCUGUUCAGCUUCGUGGUGGUGGUGCCGCUGUCGGAGAAUGGCCAUGACUUUCGGGGCCGUUGCCUGCUCUUUACCGAGGGUAUGUGGCUGAGCGCCAACCUGACGAUGCAGGGGAGGGAGCGCUUCACCGUGCAGGAGUGGGGCCCGCCAGCCGCCUGCCGCUUCUGCCUGCUUGCCAGCCUCCUGUCGCUGCUGCUGGCCGCUGCGCACGCAUGGCGCACGCUCUUCUUCCUCUGCAAGGGACAUGAGGGCACCUUCUUCUAUGCCUUCCUGAACCUCCUGUUCAGUGCCUUUGUGGUCUUCCUGGUCUUCAUUGCCAGCACCAUCGUCAGUGUGGGCUUCACCAUGUGGUGUGACACCAUCACGGAGAAGGGCACUGUGCCCCACAGCUGUAAGAAGUUCCAGGAUGUGGACUUGGAGCUGAACGUGGACAACUCUGCCUUCUACGACCAGUUUGUUAUCGCCCAGUUUGGUCUGUGGGCCUCGUGGUUGGCUUGGCUGGCGAUCACCACCCUGGCGUUCCUGAAGGUUUACCACAACUACCGCCAGGAAGAUCUGCUGGACAGCCUGGUUCAUGAGAAGGAGCUGCUGCUGGCCAGGCCGGCCUCUCGUACCUCCUUCCAGGGGGAGAAGAGUGCUGUCAUCUAGGCUGUGCAAGGGUGGCCCCCUUUCCUGAGGCCUGCACUGAGGGGUGGCUGGGGCCCCACCCAGGUUAGCCAGUGCAGCUCUGCAUGUGUCUCUUGGCCCCGCCCACUGUGAGCAGAGCACUUGUGUUCCCAUGGAGAGCCUGACAGUGAUGGCACAGAGACCCAGAGACUUGGGGUUAGGAUGCCUUCUGCUUCUUGUCCUGGCCUUGGUUAGUGUGAUCCCUAAGCUGCCUCUGUGUGACCAUUGGCCCAUAUAUGUGCAUGUAUGUGAACAUGUGUGUAGAUGGAAGUCUGACUGCAGCACAGAGCUGAUGGCGAUGGGUUAGCAGCCUCCUUGCACCACCACAGGCUCCAGCACACCCAAGUCCCUGCCCUUCCCAGAGGGGGCCGUCUUUCCAUUCUAUAGCAUCUUCAGCGAAGGUCCCCAAAAGGCACCGUUCCCUGUCCCCCAUAGCAGCUGAUGGAGGAUCCUGAUAAGAAUGUGGGGGUCUGGGCUGGGCUCUGUCCUCUGUUCUGUGAGAAUAUCUGGGGCUGCUUGGCUGUGGUAGGAGAGUCCCACCCUCCACUCUUGAGGUUUUCUAAGUGGCAUGAUCCUCUGUGUUCCAGGGGCGGGGCCUCCAUAGCAGAAGAGGCCCCACCAUCUGGAUUUCGGGAGUGCAUUCAUUGUUCAUGACCCUAGUCUGAAGUUGUGCUCAGAGCUGUUCCUCCAUUUCCAGGCAAGGUGAUCCUCAGCUGUGUCAGCUCCCUGUCCACCAUCAGUGGUUGGUGUGAUCCUAGCCAUGUCAGCGUCCACCAUCAGUGGUUGGUGUGAUCCUAGCCAUGUCAGCGUCCACCAUCAGUCAUUGGUGUGAUCCUAGCCAUGUCAGCGUCCACCAUCAGUCAUUGGUGUGAUCCUAGCCAUGUCAGCGUCCACCAUCAGUCAUUGGUGUGAUCCUAGCCAUGUCAGCGUCCACCAUCAGUCAUUGGUGUGAUCCUAGCCAUGUCAGCGUCCACCAUCAGUGGUUGGUGUGAUCCUAGCCGUGUCAGCAUCCACCAUCAGUGGUUGGUGUGAUCCUAGCCGUGUCAGCAUCCACCAUCAGUGGUUGGUGUGAUCCUAGCCAUGUCAGCGUCCACCAUCAGUCAUUGGUGUGAUCCUAGCCAUGUCAGCAUCCACCAUCAGUCAUUGGUGUGAUCCUAGCCAUGUCAGCAUCCACCAUCAGUCAUUGGUGUGAUCCUAGCCAUGUCAGCGUCCACCAUCAGUGGUUGGUGUGAUCCUAGCCGUGUCAGCAUCCACCAUCAGUGGUUGGUGUGAUCCUAGCCAUGUCAGCGUCCACCAUCAGUGGUUGGUGUGAUCCUAGCCGUGUCAGCUCCCUGUCCACCAUCAGUCAUUGGUGUGAUCCUAGCCAUGUCAGCGUCCACCAUCAGUGGUUGGUGUGAUUCUAGCCAUGUCAGCGUCCACCAUCAGUGGUUGGUGUGAUCCUAGCCAUGUCAGCGUCCACCAUCAGUGGUUGGUGUGAUUCUAGCUGUGUCAGCUCAGCGUCCACCAUCAGUGGUUGGUGUGAUUCUAGCUGUGUCAGCUCCCUGUCCACCAUCAGUGGUUCGUGUGAUCCUCAGCUCUGUCAGCUCAGUGUACACCAUUAGUGGUUGGUGUGAUCCUAGCCAUGCAGCAUCCACCAUCAGUCAUUGGUGUGAUCCUAGCCAUGUCAGCAUCUACUAUCAGUGGUUGGUGUGAUCCUAGCCAUGUCAGCAUCUACCAUCAGUGGUUGGUGUGAUCCUAGCUGUGUCAGCUACCUGUCCACCAUCAGUGGUUGGUGUGAUCCUAGCUGUGUCAGCAUCCACCAUCAGUGGUUGGUGUGAUUCUAGCUGUGUCAGCUCAGGGUCCACCAUCAGUGGUUGGUGUGAUCCUAGCCAUGUCAGCAUCCACCAUCAGUGGUUGGUGUGAUCCUAGCCAUGUCAGCGUCCACCAUCAGUGGUUGGUGUGAUCCUAGCUGUGUCAGCUCCCUGUCCACCAUCAGUGGUUGGUGUGAUCCUAGCCAUGUCAGCGUCCACCAUCAGUGGUUGGUGUGAUUCUAGCUGUAUCAGCUCACUGUCCACCAUCAGUGGUUGGUGUGAUCCUAGCCGGUUCAGCUCACUGUCCACCAUCAGUGGUUGGUGUUUCCAGGUGGAAGGGGCUGGCUUCACAAAGGUGUGGUCCCUGGCUCACUGGGGAAUCACUUGGACCCUAAGAAUUGAAGCUAUCAGGGAUGAUUAGGAUGCUGUGCAAGGGAGGUACCUAUCUGGGGAGGUCAGGGCCAGGCAGAAUAACACUCCGGCCUGCUCUGGGGGCUUUGGCUUGUGGCCUGGCUGAGCUUCCAGUGGUGGCGGGGGAGUGGGUGGGUACUGGAGAAAUGUUUUGAGGUCUCCACACGGACUUGGUCUCUCCUCCAGACCCUCACACCAGACUAUAUUUGUGGCACAUGGGAACAUUGUCUAGCUCUGAGACCCCUCUUUUGUCUCCCUGGGAAUGGCACCUUUCUCAUCUUCUGCCCCAUAUCCCUACUAAGGCUAAAGCUACUUAGGACCUGAAGGAGCAGGAGGCAGGCUGGGGCCCAUAGCACCUAGGAUCUGAUUCAGGUGUAGGCCUGCUCUUAGCAGCUGCCUCUUGGGGAUGAUGGGAGUUGGUCUGGAACCUGGACAAGUCUAGAAAGACCUUCAUUCAUCUACAGUUGCCUAGACUUUUCCCCCCAGGUAUCAAUGUCCCAGGACUCUUGGGGAAAAGGGCCUCUGGCCUAGGGGCGCUGGCAGGACCUGUUGGCUGUAGCCACGGGCAGGGGUGUCUGUCCAGGACAGGACUCUCUGGAUGUAUGGCAAGAGGCAGUCGGAGGUGCAGAGUGGUCCCCAGGUUAUUCCCAGGAUGCUUCUGUUCCUCUCGGCCCUCUCUGGAUGGAUGGAUGGCAAGAGGCAGGGGGAGGUGCAGGGUGUUCCCAGGAUGCUUCUGCUCCUCUUGGCUUGUUUUAGAGCAGCCCUUGUUCCUUUCUUCCUGGUGAAACUGAUAGUGAAGAGUCCUAAGCCUCCGUGUGUCUGGUUCUCAAGUCAAAAGAUCAAAAUAAAGAUGAAAUAUCUGA
Molecule: messenger RNA, 3901 nt
Organism: Microtus oregoni (creeping vole)
Lineage: Eukaryota; Metazoa; Chordata; Mammalia; Rodentia; Cricetidae
Gene: Tmem179
Product: transmembrane protein 179
Exons: 4
Coding region: 118-819 (233 amino acids)
Source: RefSeq, a predicted model, not a curated record